Messenger RNA from Acyrthosiphon pisum (pea aphid), 4897 nucleotides. RefSeq names its product RNA polymerase-associated protein CTR9 homolog. Lineage: Eukaryota; Metazoa; Arthropoda; Insecta; Hemiptera; Aphididae. Gene Ontology annotation, molecular function: RNA polymerase II complex binding. The coding region runs from base 150 to 3671 and encodes 1173 amino acids. Gene Ontology annotation, biological process: RNA processing; regulation of DNA-templated transcription; transcription elongation by RNA polymerase II. Gene Ontology annotation, cellular component: Cdc73/Paf1 complex. The record is from RefSeq and is a predicted model, not a curated record. The transcript is spliced from 20 exons.
CGUCGACAGCAUCUCAGUUCAUCUCGCGCAUUUAAUUGUUUGCAUCAAAUAAAAAUCGUUAUUUUCAUAAAGUUACUGAGUUUUCUUUGUUAAUUAAUUGCAUCUGUCGAACUGUCAAAAGACUAAGAGUCCCGCUUGACCAUCUAAAAAUGGUCAACACAAUCGAUAUACCGUUAAAGGACUCAGACGAGGUUAUUGAAAUUCAACUAGACAAGUUGCCAGAGUAUGAUGAAGUACAUGGCAUUUUAAAGUCUGAAAAUUCAAAUCUGCAUAUAUGGGUCAAUUUAGCCUUAGAGUAUUACAAAAAAGGCAAUUCAGUUGCAUUGGUUGGGUUGUUGGAGUCAUCACGUAGAAAUGCAAGUUUAAAAUAUAAAGAUAGUAAUAAGGAUCAAAUGAGAGCUCUAGAUAUGUUAGCAGCAUACUAUGUGCAAACAGCUAAUCAAGAAAAAAAUAAAGAUAAAAAACGUGAACUUUUUAACAAGGCCACACAACUUUAUACAACAGCAGAUAAAAUCAUCAUGUACGAUAUGAAUCAUUUGUUGGGCCGUGCUUUCCUUUGCUUGUUAGAAGGUGGUAGAAUUGAACAAGCAGAUGCUCAGUUCAACUUUGUAUUGAAUCAAUCAUUUAAUAAUCUACCAGCUCAAUUAGGUAAAGCAUGCAUUGCAUUCAUCAAGAAGGACUACAGAGGAUGUCUAGCUUAUUAUAAAAAAGUAUUGCGCUCUAGCUCUGAGUGCCCUGCUGAUGUUCGAGUAGGCAUGGCAUAUUGUUUUUUGAAACUAGGAAACAUAGAAAAAGCUCAAUUAGCAUUUGAACGUGCCUUACAGUUGGACCCCAAGUGUGUUGAUGCAUUAGUGGGUCUUGCCGUCAUGAAGUUAAAUGGCGAAAGUCCUGCUGAUAUAAAAUUAGGUGUAAAUAUGUUGUCAAAAGCAUAUACUAUUGAUACAACCAACCCAAUGGUGUUAAAUCAUUUGUCCAAUCAUUUUUUCUAUAAAAAAGAUUAUGCCAAGUCUGAAUUACUUGCUAGACGUGCCCUACAAAACACAGAGAAUGACGCUAUGAGAGCUGAAAGUUGUUAUCACAUGGCUAGAGUUUUUCAUGUACAGAAUAAUUAUGACCAAGCAUUUCAAUAUUAUUAUCAAGCAACCCAGUUUGCACCGGUUACAUUUGUACUCCCAUAUUUUGGCCUUGGUCAAAUGUAUAUUUAUGGAGGUGAUAAGGAAAAUGCCGCUCAAUGCUUUGAAAAAGUGCUUAAAGCUCAUCCAGAAAAUUAUGAGGCUAUGAAAAUUCUUGGUUCAUUGUACACUAAAUCAAAAAGUCAACAGAAACGAGAUAUAGCAAAAAGUUAUUUAAAGAAAGCAACAGAACAUUUCCCAGAUGAUGCAGAAAUUUGGAUAGAAUUAGCUCAAAUAUUAGAGGCAUCAGAUUUACAUGCUUCAUUAUCUGCGUAUGGUAAAGCUAUGGGUUUAAUACUCAACAGAGCUAAUAAUUACAUUUCACCUGAAAUACUUAAUAAUGUGGCUGCAUUAAAUUAUAGGCUUAACAAUAUGGAUGAAGCUCAUUCUAAACUUGAAGAAUCUUUGAGUUUGUCAAAAAAAAUGGUUGAAACUGACCCCCAGCGUUAUAACUCUAAUGCUGUUACAACUUUGUACAACUUGGCAAGGAUUUAUGAGGUGCAAUGCCAGUUUCAGAAGGCAGAAACAUUUUACAAAGAUAUUCUCAAGGAACAUCCUAAUUAUAUUAGCUGUUAUUUACGUUUGGGCUGUAUGGCUCGAGAUCGUAACCAAAUUUAUGAAGCUUCUGAUUGGUUUAAAGAAGCAUUGCGUGUAGACAAUGAAAAUCCUGAUGCCUGGGCACUACUUGGAAAUUUGCAUUUAGCCAAAAUGGAAUGGGGUCCUGGGCAAAAAAAAUUUGAACGUGUGCUGAAGAACCCCUCAACAUUAAAUGAUCCAUACUCAUUAAUUGCUCUGGGAAAUGUUUGGUUACAAACUCUACAUCAACCAACUAGAAAUAAAGACCAGGAAAAAAGACAUCAAGAUUUGGCAUUACAGUUCUAUACAAAAGUAUUGAAAUAUGAUCCAAGGAACAUUUGGGCAGCUAAUGGAAUUGGUUGUGUUUUGGCAUAUAAACAUUGCAUAAAUGAGGCAAGAGAUAUAUUUUCUCAAGUAAGAGAAGCUACUAGUGAUUUUUGUGACGUCUGGUUGAAUAUUGCACAUAUAUACGUUGAACAAAAACAGUAUAUUAGUGCUAUUCAAAUGUAUGAAAGUUGUAUAAAGAAAUUUUUUAAACAUGAUAAUGUUGAAGUACUACAAUAUCUUGGGCGUGCAUACUUUAGAGCAGGAAUGUUGAAAGAAGCAAAAAGAGUAUUUUUAAAAGCUCGAAGAGUUGCUCCUCAGGAUACGAUUAUAAUUUACAAUAUUGCUUUUGUCCUACAAAAAUUAGCAAUUCUAAUACUGAAAGAUGAAAAAUCAAACUUAAAAGAUGUACUGAAAGCUACAAAUGAACUUGAAUUAUCACAUAAAUAUUUCCAAUAUUUGUCUGUUCACGGUGAUCGUAUGAGAUAUGAUGUUGAUCUGGCUAAUAUUGAAGCUAAACAGUGUAAAGAUUUACUGUCUCAAGCCCAGUACCAUGUGGCACGAGCACGUAAAAUGGAUAACGAUGAGCGUGACAGUCGUCGUAAACAGGAAAGGGAACGAGAAUUAUACCGUGUUAAACAGAUUGAAGAACAGACUAUAGCAUUACAAAAACAAGAUGAACAAAGAAAAGAAAUGUUGUUAAAACGUCAAGAAUAUAAAGAAAAAACAAAGAAUGCGCUAGUAUUUGACACUGUUUUAGAAAAACCUAAGGGUAAAGGGAAACGUCGUGAAAAUUAUGGUUCUGAUUCUGGUAGAAGCAUUUCAUCUGUACCAGGUGGCAAUAGAAGUCCUAGACCUUCAAAGUCUAACAAAUCAAGGAAAAGUGGUGGAUUUAGCGGCGAUUGCAAAAAGAAAAAAAAAGGUGGAUCUAAACAAAGGAAAGAUAGUGUUGCAUCAGGUGGAUCUGGUUUAAGUGAAAAAAUUACAUCAAAGAAAAGGCGUUCAUCUAUAAGUAAGAAGAAAGGACCAAUGCUAUCAUCUAAACAGAAACUUAAAGUUGUGUCCAAAGAAACUAUAUCUACUAGUGAGGAGGAUGAUAGUAGUGACGGUGAAGUAAAAAAACAAAUUUCUGGACAUAGUUCAAAGAAUACUCGAUCAUGUUCAAGCUCCAAGUCUCGUUCACAUUCCGGUAACCAUAAAUCCAGAAGUCCAUCAAGAUCUCGGAUUGGUUCAUGUAGGUUUAGAUCAAAAUCUAAAAGUGUCUCACGCAAUCUUUCAAGAUUUAGAUCACGUUCGGGUAGUAAAUCUCGAUCAAGUAGCCGUUCAUAUUUUGGCAAUCAAUCUCGUUCGGGAAGUCGUUCAAGAUCUUGGUCUCGCUCAGAAUCUGGUUCUAAAUCGCUCUCACAAUCCCCCAGUAAAUCUAAGUCAGUAUCAAGAUCACCAGCCCGAUCAAAGCCUGGUAGUAGUACUGCUUCUAAUUCACUAGAUCGUCCAGGAAGUAGAUCUACAUCCAACUCACAAUACAAAUCUGACAGCAGAUCUUCUAUAUCUAGAAGUGGAUCAGGUUCUAGAUCCGGUUCAGCUUCACCAGACAUAUAAUGAAACUGUACUAUUGAAAAUUAUUUAAUAUUAUAAAUCAUUUUUAAAACUUAGUAGGUAUGAUUAAUAUUUUCAGUUUUUGUUGAUGUAUGUAAUUUUAUUCAUAACAAACGACAAUUAUAUUGUGAUCAAAAAAUUGUUCAUAUUUUUAAAAUGAUUGCAUAACUAAGAUACACUUUCUUGUAGGUACUCAGCAGUCAGUAAACAUAUUUUCUAUUAUAUACACGUACCUAUAUUCAUGUAAUAACUCAAAUAACAGUGUAAGGAUUUAAUUAAAAAUCGGGGUUAUGUAAUUUUAAAGUAAUUUUUAAUAUAAUAUUAUAUUUAUUCAUCAUUAAAGGCUCGGUUAAACAGAAAGCGGUCUGCCAUGGUGUACGCCGUACGGGUACGCUAUCCGCGGUGGACAGUCCGCGUGGCUGUAUUAUUUUACAGUGUCCGCGCGGACAGACCGCUUUGUGUUUUACUGAACCUUAAUAAAAAAAAAAAAAAACAAAAAUUAAUGUUAAAUGUAAUUAAGGGUGUCAGAGCCGGUGCAUUUUUAGUACAAAACAUGUCUUAUAGGAAAAACUCUCAAACUCUCUCUUUAGAAUAUAGUUGGAUUUCAUUAACUUUCUUUUUUUUUUAAAAAGAAGAAUUUUGCCAGAUUUUUAAAUUUAUAAUUAUUAUAGAAUCUAAAAUAUGCAGUUGAAUAAUGCAGAACAUGAAAAUUCGGUCAUUGAUCAGACUUGAAAAAAGUUCUCAUCUUUCAGAUAAAAAACAUUAUCUGUGAGACUUGAGCGUUUUUCCUUUAAAGUCAUUAUUGUUAAUAUAAUACACCAGUAUCAACUCCCCUAAAUAAGUAUCAGUCAUUAAAAUAGUGAAAAAGUGAAGGCGAAAACUAAAAUAUAAUUUUCACUUUUUAUAGAGCUGAGCAAAAUUUUAAAAACUGGCACCGACACCCUUAACAAGUUAUGGUUUCCCUUUUUUUGGGCUAAAUUAGUUUCAUUUUUUUCUUGUGUUUAAUUACUCAAAUUGUCUGUAAGUUUAUAUAUAUAUAAUUAUCAAUAAGGUUUAUUUUUACUAUUCUUUUUGUCACUAAUAACAACUUUUUUUUAUUGUAUUCAAUUAUUGUGGAUUUCCUAUUUUACAACGAUUAAGUGGAUAAUUAUCGACUGAAUAGCGAAACAAUAUAAUAUUAAUGUAAUACCUAAUGUAAUAAUGUAAUAAAUAAUAAUACUUUAAUUUUA